[Candida] anglica is the source of this 1812-nucleotide messenger RNA. NCBI's taxonomy places the organism in Eukaryota, Fungi, Ascomycota, Pichiomycetes, Serinales, Debaryomycetaceae. The record is from the annotation of a GenBank genome assembly.
CAACAGAACGGGGAGACAAGUUUCCAGCUACGACUACAAUUCAAAAAACGACUUAUAAAACCAUGGGAAUUGGCCACAUAUUACACAGUCCUUCCAUUUCACGCUCAGUGGUGCAUUUGGUGCUGCGUCGGUAUGAAUCGAUAGCUGCACUGUCCACAACUAUCAUUCCAACUGUCUUCGAACUCACUAGAGAUCAAGAAAAGUUCAAGCCAGAUUUGGAAACAUCUCUUGUAAGUCAUUUACAAAACAGACAUUUGGUUGAAAGCGUUACCCAUGAUGAUCUCUUUGAACUUACAUCAAAGCAAAAAUUCAAAUUAUAUUGUGGAGCAGAUCCUACUGCUAAAUCUUUGCAUUUGGGAAAUUUGUUACCAUUGAUGGUUGUACUUCAUUUCGCUCUUAGAGGUCACGAUGUGGUUGGAUUGGUUGGAGGUGCAACUGGGGCUGUAGGUGAUCCAAGUGGUAGAAGUACAGAAAGAACCGCCAUUGCCACUGAUGAAAGAGAACAAAAUGUUACCAACAUUCAAAAUCAAAUCCAAACAUUCUUAGAAAGAGGUUUAGCAUAUGCUAAAUCCAGAAAUUUCCCCAUUGUUGAAUCUGGUGAGAUAAGUACCGCCAAUAAUGCCACCUGGUGGGAAUCUGUCAAGAUGUUGGACUUCUUGGCUACAUAUGGUAGACACAUUCGUGUAUCUUCGAUGUUGGCAAGAGACUCAGUUCAAUCGAGACUUGAAUCACAAAAUGGAUUAGGAUUCAAUGAAUUUACCUACCAAAUUUUACAAGCUUAUGACUUUUGGCAUUUGUUCAACAAAGAAGGUGUCAACAUGCAAGUUGGUGGAAAUGAUCAAUGGGGUAAUAUCACUGCUGGUGUAGAUUUGAUUUCUAGAUUACAAAAGCAAUUCCCAAAGAAAGAUCAAAAACCUCAACUGGCUUAUGGAUUAACCGUUCCACUUCUUACUACCCCAAGUGGAGAAAAAUUCGGCAAGUCGGCUGGUAAUGCUGUUUUCAUUAGUACUGAACUUACAUCACCUUACCAAUUAUAUCAGUACUUUAUUAAUACCCCAGAUGAUAUGGUUGCCAAACUUCUUAGAGUAUUCACUGUAUUAUCGACUACUGUGAUUGAUAAUGAAAUUUUGCCCAGACAUGAAGCUGAUCCAGGUUUACGUCUUGCCCAAAGAAUUUUGGCCAGAGAAGUGAUAGACUUGGUCCAUGGGGUUGGUGUAGGAGAAGAAAUGGCAUAUAUCACUGGAUUUUUAUUCCCAACUCCAGACCAAUCUUUCAACGAUGUUUCUGCAGAAAAAUUGAUUCAUAAUUUCAAAAGAUCUGGAAUUUUAGUAAAACUUGAUUUGGAAAAGGAUAAAGAUAUUAAAAUGAGUUCCCUUCUCGCUAAGAUAAUGGGCAAGUCGAAGACUGAAACAAAAAAUCUUAUCAAACAAGGUGGUAUUUAUUUGGGUAUCGAUAGGGAAAAGUUGGACGAUCCAGAAGACGUAGUCCUAUUUGAUUCUGAGCGCCACUUGAUUGACAACAAGUUGUUCCUUGUUAGAGCUGGUAAACAAAACUACUAUGUUGUUGAAAUCGACUAGAUGGAUUCUACUUGAAGUUAUGUAUAAAAUGUAAAUAGAUAGAAAAAGAUAUAAAUAGUUUUCACCUCAUGGUAAACUCGUUGUAAGGAAUAAGAAGACAGAAGACAGUUAUAAAACCUGGAGAGUGUAUUUUCCCCGUUGAUACGCUAGAAAAUUCUAAAACUAACAUUUGUACUCUUUGUAUUAGAUUCUACGUAAAGAUUACGUUACUAAUGAACGUUACUAAUGAACUGCA